AUGGCCCCUCUAUACGCCUGGACAAUUCUUGCCUACCGCAAGAAAGGCAUGUCUGAAGAGGCCUACCAUGAGUACCUCAGCACCCACCAUGCAACCGUGGUCAAGAACCACAUAGCCAAAUUUGGAAUUGUCAGUUAUACAAUGACUCAUAACACGUCCGAGACCAAAGCCAUGGCUACACAACUGCUCGGGCCUGUACCUCAGGCCGAGAAGAAAAUCGCUGAUUAUGACUGCGUGGUUCAGGUCAAGUUUCGUGACAUCCAGGAUUAUUUGAAGGCCAGGGACGAUCCGUUUUUCAAGGAGGUGAUUGGUCCUGAUCAUGAGCACUUUGCGGACACUGAGCGGACGGUCUUUUUGACUGGUUGGGUGGAGAAGUUGAUUGAAGAUGGGGUUGUCGUUUAG
Messenger RNA from Aspergillus melleus, 402 nucleotides. RefSeq names its product decarboxylase tpcK (gene tpcK). Bases 1 to 402 code for a protein of 133 amino acids. NCBI's taxonomy places the organism in Eukaryota, Fungi, Ascomycota, Eurotiomycetes, Eurotiales, Aspergillaceae. Gene Ontology annotation, molecular function: oxidoreductase activity. The transcript has 2 exons. The record is from RefSeq and is a predicted model, not a curated record.